AUGGCUGAUCCUGCACAUCCCUCCACAGCCGGUUGGCGCAUCCCCAAGGCAUGCCAGGAAUGCCGCAAGCGCAAGAUCCGCUGCAAUGGCUCAUCGCCCUCUGAUAUGAUCGGAGGGGCUACGGGCCCGUGGACCGAGGCGACCGAAAGUUGCAAAACAUGCCAGCAAAGGAAUACACCCUGUGUAUAUCGAGACUUCAUCCGACAUCGAAGGAAGAAGCAUGAGUAUUAUGAGGCUCCACAGGAGAGCCAACACCCUCGAGCGUCACCAGGUGUCACACAGCCGCUAUCACGGCCUCGCAGUGCCUCACUCAUGCAUAAUUUCCCAAGUAGCGUGUCCGCAACCCAUAUGGCCUCGCCCUCUUGCCAGAUGCAGCUAUACUAUGGGCCAACAUCGCAUUUUGCGCUCAUGCAGCAUAUCUAUCGAGAUCUAGUUUCGAAUCCAACCACUCAGCAAGAGCCAUCUGGAGGAGUAGAAGAGGCCGGAGCUGGCCUCGACUUGUUUAGCUUUCGCCGUAUCUUCUUCGGGACCCCGGACGCACAUGAGGUCGGUAAGACUGCGGGCUUGGGCGAAGUCCCACUCAUGUUCUUGCCGUACGAAUUGGCCAAGCUCUUUCUAUCCCGAUAUUUGGCCACCUUGUACCAUAUGUUACCUCAUCGCCCCAAGGCGUACCUAGAGCAAUGUCUGGAACGGAUGUACAACCCCUCUCCGACAAUUCAUCCAGAUACGCUCACAAAAGCUCUAGUUCUACUUUGCAUGGCGACUGGGUCGUUGGGUACCGACCACUUCGCCUGGGGUGACGUACUAUUUGAGCGGGUGAAAGCCUCGUUGACCGCUUUCGACGAUGUGGUCAACUUACAGACGGGGCGUCCAAAUUCAGCUUUCUUGCAUCUUGGGUCCGCAUCGCGCAAAGCCCUCUCGGCGGGGCUCAACAAAGAUGUCCCCCAGAUUGAGAAGCAAAGCCCAGAGAAUAUGGAAGAGCGCCGGAUUACUUUCUGGUCACUAUAUCUAUAUGAAACAUGGUUCUGCUUUCACGUCGGUCGACCAAGCUCGCUGUCAUUAAAAGAUGUUGCUAUCGAAUAUGCCCAAGACCCGUUCAUUUGUCUGUUGGUUCAACUCUGCAAGACUAUCUCCCGGUCAACCAACGAAAUCUACGGGCAACGUCACGAGUCCUUGUUACAUAUGUGGCGGGUUGCGCGCUCGAUCGCGCACGAUCUCCGGGAACAUGAGGCCUACUCGCAAAAGGUUUUGGGCUUUGGCUUAGAGGCCAGUCUUCAACCAGGUUCUCUUGGCGUUCGACAGACCAUUUUCACAACACUAUAUUAUCAUACGCUUCUUCUCACAUUCCGACCUUUCUUGAUAUUUCGCGGGCAUUGGCGCCGUGACAUGAAGCUCUCUCUACAACCUUCCGAUGCCGGUCAACUCCGGUACCAUGGCUACUUCAUUGGUAGCUCGACGUUCACCUUGAUAUACGACUUCCUUCACGAACCGGAUGCUGCAGCUACUCACUUGCCUUGGGUCUAUGCCUCACUGCAAAAUCUUUCUACCAUGCGGGCAGGAGAUCCGAUCGACAGUACAAUAUCCGCAAUUCAGACAGUAUUGCGCAGGAUUGAUCCUUCAUAUGAAUGGUCCCCGUAUCCCAAGCUCGAUGAAGAUUCCGUUUCUCAAUCGAGAGCAACAAUGCCCUUUUCCCAGCCCUCUUUCAGUGUCGAUGAGAACCAAGGGGUUCUAUCCGGCACAACAUUCCCUCAAAGUUCUCUGUUAGAAGGUCCGGAAACCGGUGGCUCUGGCGGAUCUAAUGAAGAUCUUCUCGAUUUCACUCAGUCCGACAUGGGAUGGAAUUUUGACUUUUCAACAAUGGACUUGGAAGCUUUCUUCUCUGUCCCUCAAUCUAUGGAUACCUCUUUCCACUAUUAA
Messenger RNA from Penicillium macrosclerotiorum, 1917 nucleotides. RefSeq names its product Zn(II)2Cys6 transcription factor. NCBI's taxonomy places the organism in Eukaryota, Fungi, Ascomycota, Eurotiomycetes, Eurotiales, Aspergillaceae. The record is from RefSeq and is a predicted model, not a curated record. Gene Ontology annotation, molecular function: RNA polymerase II cis-regulatory region sequence-specific DNA binding; zinc ion binding; DNA-binding transcription factor activity, RNA polymerase II-specific. The transcript is spliced from 7 exons. Gene Ontology annotation, cellular component: nucleus. Gene Ontology annotation, biological process: DNA-templated transcription; positive regulation of transcription from RNA polymerase II promoter by galactose. Bases 1 to 1917 code for a protein of 638 amino acids.